AUGCUUAGAAGAUCUGUCUUUUCAGAUCAUCAACGAAAAGAGCUAGAGAGAAAGUUCCAGAAGCACAAGUACAUCAGCAAGCCCGAUAGAAAGAAACUAGCCGACGAUUUGGAUCUGAAGGAUUCACAAGUUGUGAAGAUCUGGUUCCAAAAUCGUCGCAUGAAAUGGAGGAACGCCAACGAAAGACUGCAAAUGAGCUUACAUAAAGAGAGGAGGGUCUUCAGAGAAUUCAUUUAUUAA
This is a messenger RNA of Helobdella robusta, 240 nucleotides long. RefSeq lists its product as hypothetical. The transcript has 2 exons. The coding region runs from base 1 to 240 and encodes 79 amino acids. The record is from RefSeq and is a predicted model, not a curated record. Gene Ontology annotation, biological process: regulation of transcription by RNA polymerase II. Gene Ontology annotation, molecular function: DNA binding. NCBI's taxonomy places the organism in Eukaryota, Metazoa, Annelida, Clitellata, Rhynchobdellida, Glossiphoniidae.